GCGAAGAAACCUGUCGUGAUCCCAAGAAUAGAUAUCGCUAGACCCUUCCAAACACAGUUUCCUUUCAUGAGAGCAUAUAGCCCCAACCUAUAUCGUCAUGAUAUAAGCAUCGAGGCCUUUGUUGCCUUCAUCGACAAUCUCGCCGUGGCAGAAGCCCCGCCGGCUCCAUUGCAAGCUUUAAACGUUGCAGGCCAAGCAAUAGGAUACGUUCCUCAUCACUGGGCGCAGGCCGCUAGUUUUGGUAUAGGUAUGGCUGCGGGCGUAGGCACUGCUGCAGUGACUCGAAUACGGACGCAACGAUUCUUGGAGGCCGUUAACCGCGACUAUUUUGGACCUCGCGGACUGAAAGUGUCCAUUUGCAAAGGCCAUGAAUUGGCUCCGAGGAUUGGAGUCGGCCAAAUCUUACCCGAAAUACCAGACCGGCAAAUGCAGUCCAUCUCUGCAAACAUAGCACCGUUAUCUUUUAACGUCCCUCCUCCUUCUGAGCAGCGCAACAUCAUCGACAGGUUGAGCGCCAAACAAGUCGAGUCUCAAAUGAAGAAGUCCGAGAAAAAGAACCGGAAAAAGCUACUGGAACUUCGAGAAAAGGAUGCAAAAAUGUCCCGAAGGUCACCAGCCCCUAUGGGAUACGCUGGUAGCGACAGUUCGGAUUCGAGUUGGGAGGAUGAGCAGCAAGAGCUGGACGAUAAGAUCCGGAAGAUUCAUCGCAAGGCCGAUGAAAAAUUGGUCGACGCAAGUCCCAGACAGGCUUCCAAGAUAGAGGAGAAACGAGAAAAAGAGAUACGAAAAAUUGAACGAGAACAGAGGAAGCUGGAUAAAGAGGUUGAGAAGAAGAUGUCCAAAGCCUUGAGAAAGCAAGACAAGAAGCUAUCUGAGGACGGUCGAAAGGCCGGAAGAAUGGAGUUUAUAGUCGUA
Trichoderma virens Gv29-8 is the source of this 915-nucleotide messenger RNA. RefSeq lists its product as uncharacterized. The transcript has 3 exons. The annotation marks the transcript as partial. The record is from RefSeq and is a predicted model, not a curated record. Lineage: Eukaryota; Fungi; Ascomycota; Sordariomycetes; Hypocreales; Hypocreaceae.